AUGUCUGCUAAUAUUGAUAACACAUCUUUUUCUUCAACCACUGCUACUGUACAAGAGAAUACGGCGAGCAGUGAGCCCGGUGAGCAUGACGCUCGUCCACGCCAAUCACCGCAGACUGGAGGAGUACCUGGCGGCAUCUCAACUGGCUCAGCUUCAAAGGAGGAGGAUCAUCAUCAACAACAACAGCAGCAGCAAAUUGGUUCUGGUGUUGGCCCUGCUGACUUGUCCCCGAACAGCACGACUGUGCCGAACUCUACUCCAGGCAACGCUACUUUCAACACCACUGCUACACCAACUAUGGCAGCUCCCUCGUUACCU
Perkinsus marinus ATCC 50983 is the source of this 318-nucleotide messenger RNA. RefSeq lists its product as hypothetical. The annotation marks the transcript as partial. The transcript has a single exon. The record is from RefSeq and is a predicted model, not a curated record. NCBI's taxonomy places the organism in Eukaryota, Perkinsozoa, Perkinsida, Perkinsidae.